Messenger RNA from Episyrphus balteatus (marmalade hoverfly), 10229 nucleotides. RefSeq names its product mucin-2. The record is from RefSeq and is a predicted model, not a curated record. The transcript has 6 exons. NCBI's taxonomy places the organism in Eukaryota, Metazoa, Arthropoda, Insecta, Diptera, Syrphidae. The coding region runs from base 1793 to 8563 and encodes 2256 amino acids.
CAAUCAGUUCCUUUUCGGUACUUGAAGAGUUCGCACGAAACAUUAGCAAGGAAUUACGGUCCGUUUUUUUCUCAUUCAGAGUCGCGCCUUGCUUUCACAAAGACUAUAUAACUAAAAAUCUCUCUUUCAAAGGAUAUUUUAAUAAAACAAAUAAUAAAUUAAUAAUUUCCCUAAAAUACCAUCGUUUAUUAAGGACGACACAACACGUUUAGGAAAAACUCACCAUCACAUGUGAAAUUUUUUUCAGUAUUUUUAUUAUUUGCCUGCCCCAAUAAGGACUUUAAUAUUUUGCUGUAUUUUUCUCUCAAUUUGGUGUUCUUAAAUAUCCUUUUUCAUCCUGCCGCGGGCCCCCGAAUGAUAUUAUGAGUGUAGACAAAGGGAAAUUAUACAUUCUCUGGAAAUAAAAGAAAAUAAAGGAAAAUUAUUUUCCCUUUUUCCUUUUCGGAAAUAUAUAUGUAAUAUAUUAAUUCGUGUGUUGUACGGUUCGGUGUAUCAUUGUGUUUCUUGAUAAGCUUGAAAAUAAAAAGGAUACGUCGCGGUAAUUCAGUGCAUUUCAGUUGAGAGUAGGUCAAGAAGAAUAUUUGCUGUUGUAGCAAACGUACGUACAAUCGUAAAACGAGCGUUUGUGUGAGUGUGUUCGUUUUUUCCUUUUUUCGAGAAAAACCGGAAAAAAUUAUUUUCGUUGGUGUGUGUGUAUUUUGUUCCGAUGUGGGCUUUCGGAGAAAACGCUUGAGUGCGUUUAUUUUUUCCUCUUUCCUUUAAGUUUGUUUACUUAAAUAUAAAAAGUCCUUAAAUUAUAACCUACAUAUACAACAACAAAGAAGAAAAAAAAAAAUAAAAUUGAAAAAAAAAAAAACAAGAAAAACGAAAACGUUUUUCUCAAGAGAAUUGAGUGCAUUUGAUGCGUUUUUUUUUUUUAAUUUCAUUUUCCCAUCCACACAGAAUAUGUGUUAAGUGGUUUGAGAAUAUAAUAUAAUAAUAAAAAGAAGAAAAAAAAUAUUUUUUGUGUGCGCAGCAAUAGAUUUUCUCUUGGAUAACCGAGCAAAAAAAAAGGAUAUUUUUUUAAACGUGCAAGGAUAUUUAAUUAUGUGAAUGGAAUGGAUAUAAAUAUUUCAAGAGGAUAAACAAGGGUAAUUCAGAAGAGUGCACACACCAUAACCGACGAAGUCUCUAUACCUAAAAGCUGCAUAAUACGAAGAAAAAAAAAAUUCCAAUAUAAUCAACCCACCUUAAGAAUACGGACAUCCGGUAUCCACCUUAACCAACAACAGACAACGACGACUACGAUUUUAUUUUCACAAAAAAAAUUAAAAAAAAAAAAAAAUAAAAUAUAAACUUUCCACACUUCUUAACGUGCAACGGAAAAGAAGAAAAUUCCAUCUCUCUUUCAAGGAUCUCUCUUCUUGAGUGUGUGUGUGUGUGUGUGUGUGAAGAAAAACUUUUCCGCAAGAAAGUUCCAUUCUGUUAUAUGGGUUUUUCGGUUUCUUUUGCAAAUCCGAACCAUAAAGUGUACUUAAGUGCAACACAUUUUCUUUAUUUGUGUGUUGGCUAUUGAAAUCGAGAAAUGGGGACAAUAAUGCAGUUGGAAUGUAAAAGUUAACUUAACUGCUCUAAGAAAAAAACUGAAGAAAAAGAAAACCAAAAAGAUACAAUAUCUAUAAGAUUCUUCCUUUGGAAUCUGUCUGAAUUCCAAUGGGAAUUUGAUUCAUUCGAGACCCGUUUUGGCUAUUGAAGAAGACGUAGAGAAGAAAAGCAGACAAGAUACUAAAAUACACCGCCAUUUUGUGCAAAAAUGAAGAGCAAAGUAUUAUUACAUACUAGGUGCACCAUCAUGAAGACAACAAGCUGGCUUCUUGUCAUAAUCUGUUCGAUUCUCGUCCACAACACCGACCUCACCAAUUCGGCACCUACAGAAAUCAAUUCACCCCCAGGCAACAACAACAACAACAACGACCAUUUUACUGGCAUCUAUCCAACAGCAACAAUAGCACCACAAACAUCUAUGACGAUGACGACAGGAACUACAAGGACGACGACGACAAUGCCGAUGACUUCAGCCAAAUCCUGGUCUUCACAAAAACCGUCUCGAAGUAAACACAUAACAAAAUCAAAUCUAUACAAAAAACCUUCUAAAGAUAGGGGUGGCUGGGCUAAAGUACCAUUUCUUUCCCCGACAUUAGUCCCGACAGGUUAUGAUGUGGAAAAGGAUAUAAGCCGUCAUAAGGAAGCAGAAGCACCACUGACAACAACAACAUCAACAUUUUCCACCACCAUAGACACUGUUGUUGACAACGUCAAUGGCCCGAAAGAUUACACUAACAAGAACAGUACUAAUACCUCCACCCUGCGGCACUUCGACGACGUUGACACCCUCUCCCUCACCCAUUCGACUUCCUUGUUAAAAGAUACUGAUGUACUCUCUACAAAUGCGAAUGGUGACGAGAAGGAUUCUGGCAAGGAUAUUGACUUCAUAUCUGAUUCGAGAACAACAAAAGCUGAUGAGACUUAUGCAACGACAGAAGGAUAUCAUGCCAAAGUACCAGCAGCAGUAGAAGCAGCAUCAUCUACCACAACAAUGCCAACUAGCCGAGUGGAAAAUCCCGUUUCCAAUAUGGAAGCCACCAUUUCCAUAGAACCUGUUCGAGAGGAGGUGAUGGCAAAAUCAAUAGUCUCCUCCACCACAGUGACUUACACUCCUACUUCUACUUUAGAGAGUAAGUCAAUGCCAGUUAAUGCAUUGGUAUCCUUUUCAAGUCCUUCAACGACUAUAGUCUCACAACCACCACCAUUACCAUCGUUGCCACCAAAAAUACCAUCAGACGUUGGCCAUGAUGGUGUUAAAGUUACAAAAAAGAAACAGCUGUUUGAUAAACAUUUUAUUGCUGCAUCGAAGAGUACUAGUCCUUUGGGUUCGUUGCAUUCUUCUUCGAUGCGAAAGGAUAAUCCAUGGACGUCGCUGUCAAAGAAUAAACCAACGAAGAGUAAUUUCGCUGGCAAUGGUAACGGCAAUGGUGGUGGCAAAAAGUUAAUGGAAGUCCCCAAUGGAUACUUGGGACCGAUUAUGAUGAAAGAGAAAACAUUUUCAGUUUCACAUUUUGGCAAAAAGCCAAAGCCAAAGUCACCAUCCCUUGUCGAACAAAAGUUGAAAGAUAAGAAGCUUGUUGAAAUUAUUGCUCCCACGGCACUAAUGGAACCGAUAAGUAAAGCUGGUAAAAAAAAUUCACAUUCACAACCACCCGAUUUUGUUGCUAUUGAUAAUAUGAUGAUGGCAAUGGCAAUGGCAACAACAACAAUGAAACCAACAACAACAACAACAACAGAUGGCGUUAGUAGUACAUCGACGGAAAUUCCAAUAAUUGGAAAGGGGAAAAAGAAAGAAAUUGAGUCUGAAACAGCGACGACUUAUUUUUUGGUAGUUACACAAGAUGGACAGGCUGCUUCGAAAGAAAUUGCUGGAGAAACUGCUAGGCCACCAGUUUAUCCUGAAAUGGAACCACUGAAUUCAGGAGAAAUUGAAAGCACAUUGAGAGAAAUCUAUGCUGAAGUUAUUAAUGCUAUGGAAGGAGGUUCUAGAGGGAAGACUACCUCGACAGAAGUACCAGUUAGUUCUUCAACGGCAUCUAGAAUUUCCGAAACUGGCAAUAUUGAUCCAUCAAAUCAUAACAAAUUACAUCCAUUUGAUAGUGACCAUGAACAAUUCUUAGAGAAUGAUCAUCAAACAGACGAUGUUAAAGAUUCCGAAAAGUCGUCGAAAGAGAACCAGAUGGUAAAGUUUAUGUUUCCAUCAACUGAAUCAAGUUUCAACAUGGAAGGAACACCAUUAACAUUGAACAUUUUCCAUCCAAGUUCUCUGAAACAGUCUACUUCAGCAACAAUAGCACCACCAAUUGAUGAAACACCAAUACCAGUUGAACAAUUCACUUCGUCAGCAACUAAUAUUGAUCAAACAACUACUAAAGACCCUGUAACAUUUACUUUGACUCGUAAUAGUUCAACAGAUUUGAAGAAGAUUCAAGAAAACUUGCAAGUUAUUGAUCAAAUGAUACUUCGAAGAAGUGGAAAAAUCAGUACUACAACAACUGAUAGUUCGAAAAUUGAUACCAGUACUUCUGUACCACCAUUAUCAUCUACAAGCACUAUUGAACCUGAAAGUAAAGUUAAUACCCCAUCUGAAAGACCAUCGUUAAUGGUUACAAAGAUUCCAAUAGUUGAUACUACUCCUGUGAAAGAAUUGAGUAUCAGCGAGAAAAUUUUGACUGAAAAGAAAAGUGCUGACACUAUUCCCACCACUUUUUCUCCACUUAAAGAAGUCAAACAACCUUCUUCGAUAAUUUUAUCAGAUGAUUUAAUAGUUUCUGACCCAAGUUUAGUGAAAGAUUUAGGCUCUUCAACUACUCAGAGCUCUAUUUCAUCAACAAAAAUUCUUCAAACACAGAAAUCUCUGUUGCCAACUCUCCCUGAAGUAACUACUAAUAAAAAUCAUGAUGAAGACUACUCAACAACUACGACAGAAGGUACUGUGACACAUCUUAUAGUUGAAAACACUGUAACUGAUCAGAAAAUUCACUUGGUCACUGAUAUUUCAGAACCUGCUUCCUCAAAAAAUGAUCUUUCUCGUGUGAUUCACACUGAACCAAUACCUUCUUCGACUGUUAAAACAACAAAUCUAGCAUCUAAUUCUUUGACAACCACUGAUAUUAGUGCUGACUCACAUGUUACCGGAAGAACCGAUAUUUCUUCAAAAUAUGGAAAUUCUGAAUCACAUACCGAAAUCUUCACUGAUACAACUACUCCUAGAAAUUUGGUAGUUCUUACGACAAAUGUUCACCUGCUUUCUUCUUCAACUACUGACUUUCCUCCAACUGUUCAACAUGAUUCCUCUACCAGCUCACCUUCACCAACAAUAACUAAUCCAUCUUCUUCAGCAAAUCCAACCAAAAUUCCAGUACCCACACAAAAUAAUGAACCUGCUGAGUCAAAAAUCUCCGAUAUCCAAAUCGAAGUCUAUGAUUCAACCCUUGAACCAAUAGUUGCUGCUACCAAUUUCAAACACAGCACUGAUAUCUCCAAUCCAUCUUCCCAUACAACAUCAAAACAUUCUUCAAACAAAGAACACACUCAAGAAAGAUUCACCCAAUAUGUUGUUGAUAAAUCAUCAGACUUUGCUACACAAGAGUCUUCUUCGAUUGCAAGAACUCCGGGAAAACCUGAACCAGCAGCAAUUGAAAUUCACAUAAAUGUUUCCGAAGGUUUUGGUAAUGAAAGUGAAGACCUAGAGUUUCUUUAUCGGCAGUCAGAUUUUCGGAAAUUUCCCUCAAAAAAACCACCAAAUUCUCUAAAACCAUUUGAUGCAGCUCCCCAGAACGAGACUAGUAACGAAGCUGCUGAAGAAAUUGUCGUCGAAAUAAUCGAUGGAAAUUCAAACAGUACUGAGAAUUCAGCUAGCCGGGAGAAUCUCAAUGUAAAUCCGGUCUUUACUUUCCGUUCGGAUGAUGACUCCCAAGUGGAACUCAAAAAUGUCAAAUACUACCCCGAGGACAGACCAAAAGAUGUCCCAAAAUCAUCUACUGAUGAUUUCUUUGUCCCGCAUGUCGGUCAACAUCCAUCUAGUCCCAAUAAACCCCUGAUGGACAGAGACUCCGAUACGAUAUUCUAUAUUUCCAAUACCGAAGUAAAAGUGGGCGAAUCACUACCCACUGCCAAUACCUAUGACACGCAAAUGAAGAAAUCUCGCCUAGAGAGUCAAUUCUUUCCGGCCAAUUACGAGGAGCACAAGAAGACAGCAGUAGCAGCAGCACCGCAAAGAUAUGAAGAGGACAUCAUUUUGUCACCGCCAAAGAAUGGCCCAUUAAAGGUAAUUCGAAGACCCUUGGACAUUAGUUAUGUCGGAGAGUCUAUUAUGGAAGUUGAACAAGUCACAUUGACUACAACACAAAUACCCCAACAGCAGCCAUCAGUUGGGCCCGGGACCGGUUCCACACCGGAUGUUAUCAUUGAACCAGCAGUCCUGCCAGAAAUGGCUAUAGGAGUGCCAGUAAUUGGUGAGUUGCCACCACAAAUCGAGCUGAAGGAAAUCGAUUAUAUGCCAAAUUUCGAUGGCAACAAGGAAGAAUCAUCGAUUCAAUAUGGUGGAGAUCUUAUUGAUGAGGGUGGUGCCAUGGGAGUGGGAUUUGAUAUGGAUUCGUAUCCACUCGGGAACUUGGGUAUGGGUAAUAGGAAUGGUGAUGGUGUUGCUAUUUCAUCUCAAAUGCUCUUCAAUCAUCGAGUGAAUCAUUUGAAGAAGGAUGUUCUCUCAGCGGAUAUUGGUGGUGGUUCUUCGGAAACUACAGCCGAUGGUAAUGACUUACUUCUUCGGCAGGGUAAUGAUUCAGCUGUAAAUGGGACGGGCGAGAAGAUGGGAAAUGCUACAGCGUAUUCGGUGAUGGAAGAUCGGACUCCUUUUAGUGAUGUAAUGUAUUUCUUGACCCUGCGUACUUUGGUAUUUAUGGGACUUUACACAAUGAUUCCACUUAUUUUGGCAAUAUUCUUGAUAUUUAUAUGGCGGGACUAUAACCGGAAGUACAAAAGGAACCCGUUCAAUGCGAUGGGUCGCAAUAGCAGCACUGAUCCUUUGGAUGCCGAAAAAGGCAAUGGCGGCGAUGGUGAUGGCGAUGGUCUAGAGACUCCUGAAGAGUUGCGUGCAUCCUCACUUGCAUUUGGCGGCGCCACAACACAAACUCCAAGUCUCGAAAUUUGCACUGAUUCAAACGAGGCAACAAACGGCAAUGCUAGCGAUGGUGAUGGUCGUAAUUGUAAUGGUAGCAAUUCAAAUAGUAGGUCAGCAUCCGAUACAAUGGACUUAGGUGAAAUUAAAGCUUAUAAUUCGGGUGAUUUCCAAGAAGAAAAUUCCACACUAACGGUUCAUUGUUGCAACAUUGAAUCAUCACGCCAACAACAACAACAAAUGGUAUCAUCAAAUAUUCCACCACAAUCUACAACCACCACCAACGCUGCUUGUUCUACUGGUGCCACAACCUCCACCAACACCAUCGCCAACGUCGUCGUCGUCUCCGCUGCCGCCAAUGGUUCGAGUCCUGGAACAAUGCAUAGUAAUUAUUCCGGGGCAAAUGGUUCAAUUACCACGAUGACCCUUAAAAAUAAUCACCUCAUUGUUGAGACUGAAGAGCGAAAUGACAUCUCCCGUGACACUCGAGUAACAAAAAUGCAUUACAACAAUUCCGAAAAAGAUGGCGUCUUUGUUGUCGAAGUAUCUCGUGGUGCUGAUUCAAAAAUCAUGCCUGGCAGUCCAGUCGAACCAGAAAAACGUCCAUUCAAUAUUGAUGCUGAUGUUAAAAUUGUCCAAAGCGACACCGAAGCACUUUUAUCCAAUCACGAAAAAGUCCAAGUACAUCCACCACCUCCAUCUGCCACCGCCGAGAAUCUCAUCAAUCACGAUGAUAUUGAUACAAAUCAUCUACAUCAAAUCGACGAAGUUGAUGAAUUCGAAGAAUGCCAAAGAUUUGCCAAAAAUUCCAACACCGGUUUGUCGCAAUCCGAUUUGAGUUCAUCGUCGUCGGUGGACUCGAACAAACGCUAUUCCUAUGGCAAUCAAGAACUCUAUACCAUCGAACAACAAGAUUACACAACUCCGUCCCCGAUAGCCACUAAGGCGCCACAUCCACAUGCCGAGUCAAAACAUCCUCAGCCUGAGAACCACAACGAUGAUAAUGGACAUCCAGAAAAUGGUCAUUGCCAUGAAAAGAGUCCACCGCCAGCUCCAAAAUGUAAUUCUUCCUCCAUACAAACAGCACCUUCAGCGUCGUCGAGUGACAAGGUACAUGAUAUGAAUGGACAUGGACAGGGAACUGGAACCACCACCGGCACCGUUGUAGAAUCGAAGCCAAAAAUCACAGCCGCUCUAUUGAAGCAGGACACAGUUGUUGUCAAUGAAGUGACAAAUGGUUCAAUUCACGACAACGGUAAUGAGAACGAAGAUGAAAAAGAGGAUGAAAAGGAGGUCGACGAUGAGAAGGCUAACGAUGAGAAAGCUACUCCACAAAUUCCCACCACCACCAUCGUCAUAGAAAAGAGCAGUGAACCAACCGCUGCGGAAAUAAAAACAUUUCCUGCUGAUGACUACAACAGCAGCGCCAACACCGAAAAUGGCUUCGACAGCAUAAUCAGCCUUCCCGAUCCACCAUCUACCGAAGAGAUUAAACAAAUGAACGACAUUAUCCUAAUGGAGACGAAUCAAUUAGAUUCCCUGCCCCCACCACCACCACCAGCAGCAACAACAACUAUAGACACAGACAACCACCAUCAGCAGCAUCAACAUCACAAUGGCAACGGCAAUGUACCGUUUUCUGGCAUCGACCAAAAUGGCGACUCACACUCGAUAGUAUCGUCUGAAUCACCCAUACAAACGCCUACCAAAGUGAUGAAGCCAUUGGUGCCACCGACGAUAACGGUCGCAGACACUUCGGCGCUUACAACAAAUAGUGACAUCCCUGUACACACCAAUGGAAAUUGCAUGACAGGACAUGCAACUACUGCUAUCGCUGUAGAGGUCUCUGGCAGUAGUUAAUACUAAAAAAAAAAAAUAAUAUUUAAAAAAAAACCCAAAAAAUAACCUAAAAAAAGAAAGAGUAUACUUUAUCCAUCCACCAUUUUUAAAAAUAACCAAAGUCUGCAAGAAGAAAAAGCUGCCCCAAAAAAUUUUAAGGAUAAUGACCAAAUGCCAACAAAAAAAAAAUAGAAGAAACACUUCAAAAACAAGAUAAGGCAAAUGGCCGGUGUAGGGUGUUACAGGAUGUCAGUUUGAAAUGGAUAUGAUUGGAUCAAAGAUGGAAGCAAAUUUAUUUUUUCUUAUUUCUUCUCUGCCAUCUCAAAAAAUGGCGCCCAACAAAAAUGUAAAAAAAAAAAUCUAUUUUUUUUUUUUCAUUCACUCUUGUGGAAAACUAUGCUGGAAAGUUGCUGACUUCGUUAUUCUAGAAAUUUUCAAUCGAUAUCCAUUUCCCUCUGAAACACCCUGUGGUAAUAAAGAGUUUUUUUUUUUUUAUUUUAAAAGUCCUCUCUUUUCGUAUUCUUAUCUCUUCAUCAAAAAUAAAUUCAAAUAAACAUAAAAAUGCAACAUUUUCCCAUGAAACUUAAAUCUCCACUUGGCAAGAAAAAAAUAACUACUAUAAAAUCUCCUGAAAGUCCUCCUCUCAUGGGGUUACGGUGGCACUCUUUCAGAUAUAAUACUUCCUUAAAGUCGACCGGAAACUGCAUACGACAUUACAAAACUGAACUACAUAAAAUAUCUGAUUAUAAAAAGAAAAAAAAGAAAACAUGACAGGAAAACUGGACUGCAUGUAAGAUAAGGAAAUAUAUACUGUCGCAGGAAACACGAGGACAUUACUGAAAGUUUAUAUGAAUUUUAGUAUGAAAACACAUCAAAUCGCUAUAUAAGCCAACCAAAACCACCUACACAAGAUAUCUUACCAGCUUACGUCCAUUUUUUUUUAUGGCAAUCCUUUAUCUUGAAAACAAGGAUUUUGUACCAGAAUGUGUAUAGGUAAAGUAACACAGUCACUCAAAAGUUAAACAAGGACAGUAAUUGAAUUUGUGAGUAGGGUUUAUACAAACUUACAUGUACACGAAUACGAAAAACGGUUUAGUUUUCAAAAGCAAGCAAAUAGUAGGUAUGUAUAUGAGAAAGUUUUUAAAUUGCUCAAUAAAAUUUAAUAUUUGAACAGGAAUUUCGUACUUUUAAAUCCCAUAAUGGUGAUUUUAUGGUCUUUUUCUUGUUUUAAAAGGGAUUUUCCACAAAAAGAUAGGGUUAUUGCUUAUUGAUUUUAAUGAGAAAAGUUAACAAACGUGCGUGGUUAUUAGGGGGAAUCAUUAAAUAAAUAUUAUUCUUAAGGAAUUGCAAGGAGUUGUUAAGUUUUUGUUUUCGUCAUCUCACACAAAUACCUAACUUUAAUGUUUCUGGUAUUCUUGUCCCAAGAGAUUUCGAGUUUUAGAGCAACUUCAAGAUUGAUAUCAUAAUCACAUACGAGACGGUAAGGGUAGUUUUCGUAAACAAAUUUCGCAAUGGCUAUUUUGCAAAACAAAUACAUAAUUAUGUUGCAAAACAUUUUUAUCUUUUCGCAAAUUUUUGAUUUUGAAAUUGCAAGGGAUUCUGAUUUCGCAAAUAACUUUCUUGGCAAAUGAGCACCAUUUCGCACAAGGUUCUUAUACCUUGUUGCAAGUUGCAUCUUUCACAACGU